CGCACGCGCGGCCGCUCUUGUGUGUAGAAGCCUCCUGGCGCUCGGCCCUCCGCCCUUCCCCCCGGCGCGCGGUCCCGCCCAGGACGAGCGGCGGCAGGCGCGCAGCGCUGGGUCCAGUGGUGCGGAGAAGGCGAGGAUUACCCUCCCGGAGGCGUUGUCUGCGACUUGGCGGAGGCUCCAACUUCCAGCGGCCCGGUCGGGAAAGAUCCGCCUCUUUGUGUACCACCCAGAUCAGAGCCUCCUAAGAAAUAUCCAGAAGUCAAGCCAUGGAUCCACCUGCACGUAAAGAAAAAACCAAAGUUAAAGAAUCUGUCAGCAGAGUUGAGAAGGCCAAACAGAAAUCAGCCCAGCAGGAGCUGAAGCAGAGACAAAGAGCAGAGAUCUAUGCCCUCAACAGAGUCAUGACAGAACUGGAGCAGCAGCAGUUUGAUGAGUUCUGUAAACAGAUGCAGCCUCCUGGAGAAUGAGGCCCCAGGUUCAAACCAGAUGGGAUCCUGAGAGCUUUGUUUGAGAGGGUGUUGCCAGUUUUAAGCUGAGAUGGCCCAUUUGGAGCCUUACAGAACUAGACCAGAAGACAUUUGUAGAUAAAUCUGAACUCACUUCCUGUGUGUAACUUGUACUUCACUGGUUCCUUCAAUUUGAAUUGGCUGCAUGCCUGCUGAAGAGACUUGUUUUCUUCUUCUAAGACAGUGGUUUUGUUUUUUAGGUUUUUAAAAAAAAAACAAAACACACACACACACACACACACAAAAAACACUUUUUCUAUUGUUUGAGAAAAAUCAGUGUUUCUCAUGAAACUCUAUAUCUUCUCCAAAAAUACAAAUAAAAUACUAAUAAAAUGUU
Symphalangus syndactylus (siamang) is the source of this 843-nucleotide messenger RNA. It is a transcript of the gene SVBP, whose product is annotated as small vasohibin binding protein. Lineage: Eukaryota; Metazoa; Chordata; Mammalia; Primates; Hylobatidae. Gene Ontology annotation, cellular component: apical part of cell. Gene Ontology annotation, biological process: protein secretion; negative regulation of protein ubiquitination. The record is from RefSeq and is a predicted model, not a curated record.